Messenger RNA from Brassica oleracea var. oleracea, 766 nucleotides. Its product is annotated as transcription factor bHLH113. The transcript has 6 exons. NCBI's taxonomy places the organism in Eukaryota, Viridiplantae, Streptophyta, Magnoliopsida, Brassicales, Brassicaceae. Gene Ontology annotation, biological process: regulation of transcription by RNA polymerase II. Gene Ontology annotation, molecular function: DNA-binding transcription factor activity, RNA polymerase II-specific; RNA polymerase II cis-regulatory region sequence-specific DNA binding; protein dimerization activity. Bases 320 to 766 code for a protein of 148 amino acids. Gene Ontology annotation, cellular component: nucleus. The record is from RefSeq and is a predicted model, not a curated record.
UUUCUUUCGUUUGGUUUUAGCAUUCACAGAAUCAAAGACACAGUUUCUUCUUCUUCUUCUCUAUCUCUCUCUUUUUCUAAAGAAACGAGUUCAUUUUCACUCAAGCCUGGGAUCUUCAUCAAGAACUGAUUUCGCGUUACAGCACGAUCAUGAACGCCAUUAACGAAGGAAAAGACUGGAGUAUAUACUAAAUACCAGUUAGACUGAGAAAACUCAAAAGAGAAAGAAACAUUUAUGUGUGUUUAUCGGGUGUUGUGUUGUCAAGAAGCUGUAAGGACAAAAACAAAGCUUUUUAUUAGUUUCCUCUACCAAUUUGGGGAUGGAUUUUUCUAGUAACGCCGGAAUGAUGAUGGAGAAUAAGAGGAAUGUCGUCUGCUCUCUCGAAGAAAGCAACAUCAAACGCCACAAGUCUGAUCUCUCUUCCAAGGAGAGGAAGGACAAAGUGGGAGAACGUAUCUCGGCUCUUCAACAGAUAGUUUCCCCUUACGGAAAGACCGACAUUGCGUCAGUUCUUCUAGACGCGAUGCACUACAUAGAGUUUCUUCACGAGCAAGUCAAGGUUCUAAGCGCUCCGUAUCUGCAAACAGUGUCCACUGCUAAGCUGGUGGAGAUGGAGCAGUACAGCCUGAGCAACAGAGGAUUGUGUCUUGCUCCAAUGGAGUUUACAGCUGGAGUUGCUCAAAGCAACGGAGCUGAUAUAUGGGCGUCAGUGAAGACUCCUCCAUCUCCAGCUUUAAAUGUCAAGUCUCAGUCACCCUUCAGAUGA